Mycosarcoma maydis (corn smut) is the source of this 1827-nucleotide messenger RNA. RefSeq lists its product as uncharacterized. Lineage: Eukaryota; Fungi; Basidiomycota; Ustilaginomycetes; Ustilaginales. Gene Ontology annotation, biological process: (1->6)-beta-D-glucan biosynthetic process; fungal-type cell wall organization. Gene Ontology annotation, molecular function: glucosidase activity. The coding region runs from base 1 to 1827 and encodes 608 amino acids. The transcript has a single exon. The record is from RefSeq and is a predicted model, not a curated record. Gene Ontology annotation, cellular component: plasma membrane; endoplasmic reticulum membrane.
AUGUCGGUGCCCAACCACGUCUUGGAGAAUGGUUCUGCAUUCUCCCACACCACCACAUCCACUUCGCAAAUAUCUCCGCAGUCAUCCAGCACCUCACCACAGACAUCUCCUUCCGAAAAGGCCUCAAAAUCCUCGUCCGACUCUCCAUACCUCGACUCGGACGCUCAUGUGGCAACGUCACAGCAUGGCUUACCCUUUAACGACUUUGUCAUCGAAAACGACGAUCUGCACGACUACGAGAGUCAGACCAAGAUCCAACGUCACAUGGACCCGCGUAUCAUGCUCGAUCUUACCACCUUGUCCAUCGUGAUUGUCGGAGUUGUCCUCCUCUUUCUCGGCUAUCCUCUCAUAGAAUUUGGUCACCUUGCCAGCGGCAAGAAGAACGGCUUUAACAUCGGCGGCACCAACGCUUCCGGUCAAGUCCCCAACCUAGCCACUAUGCGCAUGUCGCUCAUCGACCCGGACACCCCGCAAGACGUGCGCACAAAGCCUUCCAUCGACGGCUCGCACCAGAUGCAGCUCGUCUUCAGCGACGAGUUCAACACCGACGGCAGAUCUUUCUACCCAGGCGAUGACCCCUUUUGGACGGCUGUCGAUCUGUGGCCAUGGCCCACGGGCGACUACGAAUGGUACAGCCCUGAAGCUGUCACCACUUCGGCAGGCAACCUUGUCAUCACUGCAGACCAGGUCGAAACCAACAAUUUAAACUUCCGCAGUGGCCAGAUCACCACCUGGAACCAAUUCUGCUUCACCGGAGGCUACAUCGAAGUUCGUCUCCAACUGCCAGGGAGCAGCUCCGUCUCCGGUUGGUGGCCAGCAGUAUGGACCAUGGGCAACCUCGGUCGUGCCAACUACGGUGCAACGACUCAAGGUACCUGGCCGUAUGCCUACGACGCUUGUGAUGUCGGCACGCUUGCCAACCAGACGUAUCCCGAUGGUUCGGGUCCCGAGGGUGCGCUCACCAGCGGUAAUACGGUAUUCAACCGCAAAUAUCGAACCAACUCGAUCAGCUGGCAGCCCGGCCAGCGGCUCUCGGCCUGCACGUGUCCAGGCGAGGAUCAUCCCGGUCCCAAGGACUCGAGUGGCAACUUUGUCGGUCGUUCAGCUCCCGAAAUCGACGUUAUCGAAGCGCAGGUAGGCGGUGGCAUCGGUGAAGUCUCGCAGUCCGGCCAGUGGAUGCCCGCCAACUACCACUACGAACUCAUCAACACGACUGGCACCGAAUAUCAGUUCUUCCAGCCUUCAGCACAGCUCAACUCGUACCAAGGAAAUGUGCUGCAACAGUCGGCCAGUGGUGUUUCCCAAACCCUGCAAACCGCGUACCAAUACAGCGGUGGCGACUUUGCCGUAUACGGCUUCGAGUACAAGGCCGGCUACGACGGCUACAUCCACUGGAUCAACAACAAUGAACGCUCCUGGAGUCUCUAUUCCGGAGCGCUGGCAGCCGACCCGCGCGUAAACAUCAGCCGUCGCCCCGUGCCUCAAGAGCCCAUGUACAUUCUCAUCAACCUAGCCAUCUCGUCCGGAUUCGGAACCAUCGAAUGGGACAACCUUCAGUUCCCAGGAAAGAUGCUCGUCGACUACGUUCGCGUCUAUCAGCCCAAAGGCCAAACCAAUAUCGGUUGCGAUCCUGACGACUUCCCCACCCAGGCUUACAUCAAUCGUCACAUCCAGGCGUACACCAACCCCAACUUGACCAUUUGGGGUGGCACAGAGCAGCAAGGUGGAUAUCAGCACGAUUGGCCCAGGAACAGGUUGAACCCGGACGGUUGCACCAAUCCACCAUCCAAAUAUCCCGGCCCAAACCCGCCCGCAGCCACCUCUUAG